GCCCCGCCCCGCCCCUCCCCGCGUCUCCUCCAAGAUGGCGAGCGGCGGCGGCGGGGGGGUUUCGGUGUCUGCGCUCUGGGGUGAAGUAAACCGUUAUGGCCAGAACGGUGACUUCACGCGCGCUCUUAAGACCGUCAACAAGAUACUGCAGAUCAACAAGGAUGAUGUAACUGCCCUACACUGUAAAGUGGUAUGCCUUAUCCAAAAUGGAAGUUUCAAGGAAGCCUUGAAUGUCAUCAAUACUCACACUAAAGUGUUAGCCAAUAACUCUCUUUCCUUUGAGAAGGCAUAUUGUGAAUACAGGCUGAACAGAAUUGAGAAUGCCUUGAAGACAAUAGAGAGUGCCAAUCAGCAGACAGACAAAUUAAAGGAGCUUUAUGGACAAGUGUUAUACCGAUUAGAACGCUAUGAUGAAUGCUUAGUGGUGUAUAGAGAUCUCGUCCGAAACUCCCAGGAUGAUUAUGAUGAAGAGAGAAAAACAAACCUUUCAGCAGUAGUUGCAGCUCAAAGCAAUUGGGAAAAAGUGGUUCCAGAGAACUUGGGCCUCCAAGAAGGCACACACGAACUAUGCUACAAUGCUGCAUGUGCUCUGAUAGGACAAGGCCAGCUGAGCCAAGCAAUGAAAAUCCUGCAAAAAGCUGAAGAUCUUUGCCGCCGCUCAUUAUCAGAAGAUUCUGAUGGGACUGAGGAAGACCCACAGGCAGAACUGGCCAUCAUUCAUGGGCAGAUGGCCUAUAUUCUGCAGCUGCAGGGUCGUACAGAGGAAGCGUUGCAACUUUACAAUCAGAUAAUAAAACUAAAGCCAACAGAUGUGGGAUUGCUAGCUGUGAUUGCAAACAACAUCAUUACUAUUAACAAGGACCAAAAUGUCUUUGACUCCAAGAAGAAGGUGAAAUUAACCAAUGCAGAAGGAGUAGAGUUUAAGCUUUCUAAGAAACAGCUGCAAGCUAUAGAAUUUAACAAAGCUUUACUUGCUAUGUACACAAAUCAGGCAGAACAGUGCCGCAAAAUAUCUGCCAGUUUACAGUCCCAAAGUCCUGAGCAUCUCCUGCCUGUAUUAAUCCAAGCUGCCCAGCUCUGCCGUGAAAAGCAACAUGCAAAAGCGAUAGAGCUGCUUCAGGAGUUUUCAGAUCAGCAUCCAGAAAAUGCAGCUGAAAUUAAGCUGACCAUGGCACAGCUGAAAAUUUCCCAAGGUAAUAUAUCCAAAGCAUGUCUAAUAUUGAGAAGCAUAGAAGAGUUAAAGCAUAAACCAGGCAUGGUAUCUGCAUUAGUGACUAUGUACAGCCAUGAGGAGGAUAUUGAUAGUGCCAUUGAGGUCUUCACGCAAGCUAUCCAGUGGUAUCAAAAUCAUCAGCCCAAAUCUUCUGCUCAUUUGUCCUUGAUAAGAGAAGCUGCAAAUUUCAAACUCAAAUAUGGGCGGAAGAAAGAGGCAAUUAGUGACCUAGAACAGCUAUGGAAACAAAAUCCAAAAGAUAUUCACACCCUGGCGCAGCUUAUUUCUGCUUACUCACUUGUAGAUCCUGAGAAGGCAAAAGCCCUUAGUAAACACCUGCCCUCAUCAGAUAGCAUGUCUCUAAAAGUAGAUGUGGAGGCUCUUGAAAAUUCUCCUGGUGCUACUUACAUUCGGAAAAAGGGUGGAAAAGUUGCUGGAGAUAGUCAACCAAAGGAGCAAGGACAGGGAGAUUUGAAAAAGAAGAAGAAAAAAAAGAAGGGAAAAUUGCCUAAGAAUUAUGACCCAAAGGUGACCCCAGACCCAGAAAGAUGGCUACCAAUGCGAGAACGUUCUUACUACCGGGGAAGAAAGAAGGGUAAAAAGAAGGAUCAGAUUGGAAAAGGGACCCAGGGAGCAACUGCAGGAGCUUCAUCUGAACUGGACGCCAGUAAGACUGUGAGCAGCCCACCAACCUCCCCAAGACCUGGCAGCGCAGCAACAGCAUCAGCAUCUACAAGUAAUAUCAUACCCCCAAGACACCAGAAACCUGCAGGGGCUCCAGCAACAAAAAAGAAACAGCAACAGAAAAAGAAGAAAGGUGGAAAAGGUGGCUGGUGAUGAGAACAUUCUUUGCAGGCUAUUUUUAGUCUCACUGACACUAGGAACAUAAUAAAGGUAACACAGCAAGAAGCACAGAGCUAUCCCUCUCCCAUCUCCACAUUUUCAUGAAAUGAUUUUCUUGGGUAUCACACAGGAAAAUACCUUGCUCAAACUGCCUAGUCAGACGUGGCCUACUUGUACCACCUAGCUUUGCACAGAUGAUAAGGACUCAAAAUAAUUGGGCAUUUUCCUACCUUGAUCUCUGUUGCAUUCUUUCUCUUUGUGCGCUGUGAUCUGGUGUUUUUUCAGGUUCACAAACAAGGCAUGUUAUCCAGAGUUUCCUAGGAUUUAAACAGAACCUACUUCUGUUUCAACUGGAGCCUGAAGAUACUUUUUCCUAUCAAAUCCCACUUUAAAUUAUGUCUUAGGAGGCCUUAGGAGACUGAAAGUGGAAUCUUCUGAGCAUUCCAUGUAUCUGCUUAGAAAUAUCAUGUGAUAAAAAGGGACCUUACUAAUACACUGGUGUUUUUCACUUCAUUACAUGAAUGACGACCGAAAAACUGAAGUAAAUGUCAUGAUCAGUUUUAACCAUAAAUUCUCUGUCAUGUGAUCCUGGAGUAUGGGAAACUAUAUAUACAUACUAAAUACAUAGUAAUGAAAUGUGUGUGUAUGUACAUAUACACACACACACACAUAUAAAUUAGGACUCUUUUGCACCCCAUAUUGUUUCCAGAUUAUGAUGAUAUUAUGCUGACAUUAGCCCCAUUAAAGAACUCAAGGAAAAUAUAUCAGUGUUGCAGGAAGUUGAACCCUAGACCCAGCGUUUUGAGGUUAGAUGGGUUGGAGUGUCUCAGAUAGAGAGAUUUAAUGGUCCUGUCAGGAGCAUGAACAGUGACUUCUAGGUAGAGAGGAAAUCUUCCAGAGUUCCGUAGUAGGCAACUUAACAGAACUUUUUGGCCCAGUCAAUAGAUACUAAAAUGAUUUGCCUUUGUCAUCUGGGGUACAACUAUUCAUUACCCUUCUCAAAGUAAUGAAGUGUAUUGUACAGUCAGUGUGGUGUCGGUGUUGCUCUGGUCUUCCUUGCUUACAUGCCACUUUCCCACUGAACAGCUAUGAGACAGGCACACAGGGAUGCCACCCUUGUUAGUAUUCAUUUUGUGCUGCCCAAGAUAGCAUUGAAUUUAGACUUUGAGUAUUUCCUUGUGAUAUUACUUCAUCCUUGUUAAUAAAGUGCUGCUGUGUUUGACUCUGAACAUAUCUAUUGAAACUUCUUCAAAGGUGUUUUUUAAAAGGCGUUCCUCCUUUACAAGAGUAAGAAAUGUGGUGCUGCCUAAUCAGAAUCUGCGGUAACAUCUAAACAAGAGACCCUCUUAUAUAUGAAUGAUUUAUUAUGACCUAAUACUUUUUGAGCUUAAAGAAUAUUUUGGUAAGAGUGAUGACUUAUUCCUUCUUAAUAUAUACCCCAUCGCAGGAGUAAUUGUUUGUAAGCUGUUAUUUAGGAUUCCAUUAAAUUUCUGUGGUGAAGGAUAAUCAUUUUUAGGUUAAUUGAGCCAGAAUUUUGGUGAAAGUUAUCCAUUGUUAAAAAUUUUGACCCAAGUAAGGCACCAACAGUGAAAUUUGUAUUUCUUUAUUUAGUCAUUGGAAUCACUAGCCAUUGUUACUACCAGUCAUUACUAAGCAACUGAAACCUCAAUUUAAAUAAGUCAUAAUUGUCAAAUGAAGUAUAAACAUUAAUUUUCUAGUAAUUAUUUCUUUUGGACAGGUCUUUAAUCAAGGACAUAUACUUUGUGUGUGAGUGUGUGUGUGUAUGUACAUUUAUAAAAACCAGUAUGGAUACAUCGAUUCACUGUGGUACAUUUAAAAUAAAAUAUUCUCUCAGUGUGUAU
This is a messenger RNA of Mustela erminea (ermine), 3918 nucleotides long. It is a transcript of the gene SRP72, whose product is annotated as signal recognition particle 72. Gene Ontology annotation, molecular function: protein binding; ribosome binding; 7S RNA binding. The record is from RefSeq and is a predicted model, not a curated record. The transcript has 19 exons. Gene Ontology annotation, cellular component: signal recognition particle, endoplasmic reticulum targeting. Lineage: Eukaryota; Metazoa; Chordata; Mammalia; Carnivora; Mustelidae. The coding region runs from base 35 to 2050 and encodes 671 amino acids. Gene Ontology annotation, biological process: SRP-dependent cotranslational protein targeting to membrane.